Gracilinanus agilis (Agile Gracile Mouse Opossum) is the source of this 342-nucleotide messenger RNA. RefSeq names its product deoxycytidine kinase. Gene Ontology annotation, cellular component: mitochondrion; cytoplasm. The annotation marks the transcript as partial. The record is from RefSeq and is a predicted model, not a curated record. The transcript is spliced from 2 exons. Gene Ontology annotation, molecular function: deoxycytidine kinase activity. NCBI's taxonomy places the organism in Eukaryota, Metazoa, Chordata, Mammalia, Didelphimorphia, Didelphidae.
GAACUGACAACUUCUCAGAAAAGCGGUGGGAAUGUGCUUCAGAUGAUGUAUGAAAAACCAGAACGAUGGUCAUUCACCUUCCAGACCUAUGCCUGCUUGAGUAGGAUACGAGCUCAACUCUCUGCUGUACAUGGGAAGCUCAAAGAGGCUGAGAAGCCUGUGGUGUUCUUUGAGCGUUCUGUGUAUAGUGACAGGUAUAUUUUUGCAUCUAACUUAUAUGAGUCUGAUUGCAUGAAUGAAACAGAAUGGACAAUUUAUCAAGACUGGCAUGACUGGAUGAAUAACCAGUUUGGUCAGAGUCUUGAAUUGGAUGGGAUAAUUUAUCUCCGAGCCACUCCAGAG